This is a messenger RNA of Anopheles aquasalis, 2251 nucleotides long. Its product is annotated as ras-related and estrogen-regulated growth inhibitor-like. NCBI's taxonomy places the organism in Eukaryota, Metazoa, Arthropoda, Insecta, Diptera, Culicidae. Gene Ontology annotation, molecular function: GTPase activity; GTP binding. The record is from RefSeq and is a predicted model, not a curated record.
UGACGACGACGACGACGGUGGUGAUCAUUUUGCAAUCGAUCGUUUUUCUGGGAGUGAUUUUGUGAUCGUUUCACAGAUUCGUUGAUCUUCCGUGUGCUCCAAAAAGUGAUUUCCGUAGUUCUGCUGAAACGUUAGUACGUUGAUCGCCAUCUUGCUAGCUGACAAGUCGCUUUACUUCGAACGUGAAACCACAGAAUCGGUGAUCGGCGAAGGUGCAGCGCGAGGAUUGCAUUGCGUGGCGCGAGUGUGCUCGAUUGCACAAGCACCAGCGCACCACGGAACACGGCGAUCGAGGAUCGAGUGUUGCUGUUCUAGUGCCACGAGGUGGUGUGAUCUGCAGCUCGGUGAGAAGCUCGUACAUCGGUUGGUGCUUCUCGAGACCAAAAGUGUUGACAGUGGCCCCCUUUUUUAAUGCCUGUGUGUUUGUGUUAAACCUGCGCGGAAACGGAAGCGAAAGCCAAAGGCGCUGGCGCCAGCGUAACUCGUAAGUGAAUCGUGUUCGUCCGCGUGUUCCGCGGUGGUCCACCACUUUGGGAAGGAAGUACCCAACAGUUGAAAGUGAUCCCUGGGCAGCUCAGCUCAGGUGGCGUGACCACGCACACGCACACUCACUCGUUAGACAGACAGACGGUUGCUGCUGGUGCUGCUGCUGCUGCUACCACCAAGCAACAAGUGGUGAGGAUCUAUCAGGCGUAGUCGGUUUCGAUCGGAGGGAACGGAAGGAACACAACAGCCAAGGUGCUUCAGACCGUGCUUGGCCACCGCAAGGCGGAAGGACACCCACCGCCCCUCCGGGAAGAUCGUCAACAGAAUGGCCACGCUGGCUCGGUUUUCCUCGGUGUACCUUCGACCAUCCAGCCAUCAGCGCCAUCCGUUGCUAGGCAGCCAUUGGCCACAGUAGUGAGCGAGCGAACGCGAACGAAGUGAUCCUGUCUGCCUUCAAGGAGUGGAAGGCGAAUCACGAAAAACAAAGAGACGAAAAGCAAGAAAAAAGGGAAAACAUCCCCAAGACACCCCCCGACUGCCAGCAACUGGUGGACCAUUAAUUGAAAUUCAACCAGAGUGGGCAGCUGCGGUGACAACGAGACACGCCAGCGCACCGCAAGCGCACAGAAGCGCGAACUGAAACACGGACGAACGAACGGACCACCACCACCACCAACACCGGAGGCCACCACAACGGAGGAGGAAUGACGAAUUUAAACAAGCUCAAGGUGGUCGUCAUUGGCAGCGCCAAAGUGGGCAAGUCAGCCGUCACGGUGCGUUAUCUCACGAAGCGAUACAUUGGCGAGUACAGCUCAUCGAGAGAUUUUCUCUACCGGCACAGUGUCAUUUACGACAACAUCACGACGGAGGUGGAAAUUAUGGACACAUCGCGAUGUGAUAAACGAGGGUGUCUGUAUGAACAUCUGCGCUGGGGUGAUGCCUUCGUGGUCGUCUACUCGAUCUGUGAUAAAGCGAGCUUCGAGGAUGCGGCCGACUAUCUGCAGCAGUUGACGAAGCUGAAGCUGCCCUCCUACUACACACUGCUGCUGCUCGGCAACAAAAGUGAUCUCGAUCAUGCACGAGAAAUAUCGGUUAACGAUGGGCAGGAACUAUCGUUCCGGUACUCGUGCCAGUUCUACGAAGUGUCGGCCGCCGAAAACUUUGCCGGCGUAUCGCUCGCCUUCCACUCGCUGAUACGGGAAGCACGAUCAACGCAGCUGUUUCGAGCGUUACCAUUGCGCCGGAAGCUCGGUGUAAACAGCGUGUCCAAGGCACUUGGCAAUAUCUUCGGCAAAAACAGUAAAGGGGAACGAAAGAAACGCCCAUCGCUUAGUAUAUGACCCUCGACGGUGGCUACCGUAACGGGCUGAAACUGGUUCGGCGUUCGUCGGUGUUUCUGCCCUCUGUACAUAAUGGAAAUCGACGACGUUGAUUCUAAGAGUUAGUGAUUAAUCAUUGUGAAACCAGCCAUUCCUGAGGAGGUACAUCCUCGUACACGUAAUCUGUAAGCCUAGCCGGAACCGCAUCCUUGUGACGAAUGGCAACGCACGUCCAUGUUUAGUUUUAGAGUGCACUUCUGUCGAUUGGAAGUUGCAGGACGUUCCUAUUAAUUAAUUUGCUAAGAAUAGCCCUCUGUGACGAACUGACGACGACGUACUCAGAACCAGAUAUCCGCUAAUGAAAGACCAUAUACUGAGACUCUAGGUCGCGUAUUCGUAAGCAUUGCUUUGGAUAAGAAAUAAAAUGCAAAUCGAUGGAAACAUAA